AUGGUUGUAGACGCUUGUGUAAAAUGGACUGAAGCUCUUGAGGUGAAGAAUAUGAUAGCGGAACAAAUGUUGGAGCGUCAAAAAGCCUAUAGUGUCGAGAAUAUGUUAGAGAUACUGUAUGAAUUGCCUGGAAUGCUUGAAAGAUGGAUAUUGGAAGAUGAGGAUGGUGAUUAUGAUGAUGAACUUGGUUUGUUUGAUACUGUGAGGGAUAUUGGUGCAAGGUAUCAAAGAUCAUUGGAUACGGUACAAAGGAAGCUUGAUGUCUUGAGUGCUCUUCUAAAGUUUACAGAGGAUACACUAAGACCACAAGAAGGCGAGUUUGCAGGGGUAAAUCCUGUUUUGAGGAAUGAUUAUCGGUAUUGGCCUUAUUUCAGAGAUUGUAUCGGAGCACUCGAUGGAACUCAUGUGCAAGAUCCUACAAUGAAUGUUCUUGCUAUAUGUAACUUCGACAUGAAGUUCAUAUACGCAUAUCUCGGUGUACCUGGUAGAGCACAUGAUACAAUGGUCUUGACUCAUUGUGCGAGGGAUGAGGCUUCUUUCCUACAUCCUCCUCCGGUAAAGUAUUUUCUAGUUGACUCGGGAUAUCCGACCAGGACGGCGUAUCUUGGUCCGCAUCGUAGUAUGCGAUAUCAUCUUCGUCAAUUUGCUAGAGGAGGACCACCAGUUAGUGCACGAGAGUUGUUUAACCGAAAUCAUUCAGGUCUGCGAUCAGUGAUUGAGAGGAAAUUUUGA
Molecule: messenger RNA, 732 nt
Organism: Brassica napus (rape)
Lineage: Eukaryota; Viridiplantae; Streptophyta; Magnoliopsida; Brassicales; Brassicaceae
Exons: 3
Coding region: 1-732 (243 amino acids)
Source: RefSeq, a predicted model, not a curated record